Molecule: messenger RNA, 1110 nt
Organism: Selaginella moellendorffii
Lineage: Eukaryota; Viridiplantae; Streptophyta; Lycopodiopsida; Selaginellales; Selaginellaceae
Exons: 5
Coding region: 1-1110 (369 amino acids)
Biological process (GO): nucleobase-containing compound metabolic process
Molecular function (GO): nucleic acid binding; 3'-5' exonuclease activity
Source: RefSeq, a predicted model, not a curated record
AUGGAGGACGAGUUUUGGAGCGUGCCGCUGCCGCCUUCGAGCAUCAGGCUCGUCGAUUCGAUCGAUGGCGAGGCGUUCCAGGGAUUUCUUCUGGCGCUGCAAGAAUCGUCAGUGAUCGCGCUGGAUGCUGAGUGGAAGCCUGUCUCGGUAGCUGGUACGCACCCCAGGGUUUCGCUGCUCCAGAUUGCGUGCCGGAAGCGAGAUUUCGGCCCCGAGAGUGAUCUUGUGUUCAUCGUCGAUGUGUUGUCGAUCCCGGCUUCUGCAUUGCUUCAGCCACUGGAAGAGGCAUUGGAAACGUCUAGAAUUCUAAAGCUGGGAUUCAAGCUUCGACAAGAUUUAAUCAAUCUCGCUGCAUCGCUUUCGUCCACUGCGAGCUUCUCCUGUGAGAGUUUGCAAUGUAGUGACUGGGAGCUGAGGCCACUGACUGAAGAACAAAUAUCUUAUGCUGCCGCUGAUGCGCAUUGUCUUCUAGCAAUUCUGGACGCUCUUCAUCCCUAUAUAAUCGACAUGCAACGAUCAAAAGCAGUUGCCUCGGUCGGAAUUGCUCGUCUACUCUAUCCUGAUGAAGAGUUAAGCCCUCUUGUAACGAGGUUUAGGAGCAUGAGCGAGAAGGCAGAUAGGACUGGAAAGUUUCUCGCGUAUCUAUUAACUUUUCAGCAGACGCUGUCACUGCAAGCCGACCCAAAAAAGAAAAUCAGAACUCGGAGGGUACGGGACACAAACAGAUCUCAGGGGCAGACCGAGUUCGAGUGGUGUGGACCUCCGCCAUGGGAUCCUGUUGUGGGAGGUGAUGGUUGCCCAAAGUUUCUGUGUGAUAUUAUGAUUAUUGAGACGUUCCAUCUUACAGUCUCCGAAGAGCAUUUACUCUCGAGGUGCACGAGGUGCAACGGAGAGCUCUGUCCCAAACCAUUGACCGCACAGCAAGCAAAGGCUGCUGCUCCCAACCAAAAAAUUUCGGAAGAUGUAUUACUGCAGGACGGUUUACUAUUCUGGCAAUGCUCCGAGUGCAGGCAUCUUUACUGGCAGAUGAGCAAUACAGGAUGGCACGAGAGAGACGGGUUGUUUCUUGAGGGCGAUUUUUACUUCAUGCUUCGGCCUCAAGAUUGGUGA